CUUUGAAACCUUGACAUCACAAAACAAUCUGGCCCUCUGUCUACAAGUCUCAACGGCUGUCUCCAAACAAUUGCUUGCGUCAUAAAGUGCAGCACGGCCGCUUUGUAUCCACGUCCCCAAACCAGGCUUUACUGAGACUAUCGAGACUAUCGGGACUAUCGAGACUAUCGGGACUAUCGAGACUAUCGGGACUAUCGAGACUAUUGAGACUAUCGAGACUAUAGUGUGUAUCAAUGAUCAUCACCACGCCCCACAUAACCAAGCUCAACUCUGUUGCUGAGGAGCUUUUCCUUUAUCACAUAUUACUUCUGUUGGCCGGCAUUUACAUCGGAGCCCUCCUAAUCGUCAAUCUCAUACCACGUCUCCGUGUCCGGUCGAUCGGCUGGCUAUCGCUCUGUGGUGUGACCGUGGCAUUUCCCGAGGUUACCAUCACUGUCAAAAAAAUCUACUUGAAACUCAAUCUCUCCUGGAAAUCCCUAAGGGCAUUCCGCUUGGCCACUUUGCAAUUCAGUGGAGUUGUAAUAGUGAAAAACAAUCAUCCGCGAAAAGCCGAACACAACACCAAGAGCGACGUGCUAGACCUGUCAAUUGAGGAAAUAUCUUUCACGGUACCUAAGCUCGUGCAUGACGUUGUUUUCAAAAAGAGCUGGCUAAACGAGAUAUCGCUCCAAUUCUACCACGUGUCUUUGUACCACCACGCAGUUAACGAGGACGUAUCUUUGCACUUGGACUAUGUCAAGAUCGAAAGCGCAACAAACUUCCGAAAUGCCACUGGAAAGAUUGCUAUUUCGAUUCUUGACGGCCGCGUCAACAAUACAGCUAAGGGCGGCGAAGCGGCUGGACUCCACCUUUUUCAUAAUCUUGAAAUCUCCACCAAGUGUGACCUAGUAUUUUCUUGUUCUACUACGAAUUCAAAACGGCUCAAAGUCAGCCUUUUGAAUUUCGACGUUUUGCUCAUUCUAGGGCACUUGCGCAUUCGCCGGCUUUCUCAGCUUUUGGAGAGGAAGAAAGACAUACAAAGAGGCCCGAAAAAGAAUCCCCUGGUUCCUUCCUUGAAAUCCAUCUUGAGCAAGCUUUGCAUGAUAAGCUCUCUUCAAGUCAAACUAGAGCAAAGUGAGGUGCAAUUUGAAGAAGUGAAACUUACCUCCUCCAGUUAUUCGUUGACCUAUUCGCGAGACAUGUCUUACAAGAAGCAAACAAUGGCUAAAUUUUCAUUGAAUGUGACUGCGGCUCGCCUUUUUCAUUUGGACCUGAAAUGUGUGGACGUUCCCUCCAUAACAUAUAUUCUUGACAUUGAUCUUACCGACCUAUUUCGAGCCAGCAAAACCGAGAAAAAAGAAGACUUCACAAUCGACUUAUUCACUACCCUCAGUAUGACAAAUCCAUCCUUCUUUGUUUACUUCGACCAAUUAGCGUACUUGCUCGAUCUAUUUUCCCCAGGAAGCAAUGCGAAAUCCAAAAAGAUUUCCGUAUCAAAGGCUACACUUCUAUCAUAUCUCGCGUUCAUCAAGAAGAGCUCAGUGAAAUUCGUGAUAGUUGACUUGAAAGCCCAACUUCAUUUGCCCAAGGAGGAACAACAAGACUUUCUGAGACAAUCUCUCGAGAAUGUUGUAAGCGAUGCGGGUGCACAAGUGCUUGCUUUCAAAUUUUCUAGCAAGAAUUUGGGAAAUCUCAUUUCAAAAAAAUGUCUGUCUUCGAAUCCAGCUGCACUCAAAAGUUUCAUAAAAUUGAGGAAAGUUUACGUGGAGGUUGAGAACAACAAGAUCUUAUUAUCGGCUCUCAGCGUACUUGUCGGUUAUUGCUUGGAAACCCACAAGAUUGCUCUUCGAAUCUCAACCAAGAGAAUGCAGCUCAAGUCUGUUAACUCUAUGAUAUUUCAUGUGAUUCGGAGAGUACGAGAAGCUAGAAUAAUGAGCGACAUACGGGCCUGUGCAAAAAUGAAAGAGACAACCGAAGCAGGGAACUCUGAGCCUGUGUGUAUCAAUGAUGAUUCAAAAAAAGAAGUGCUCGAUCUUUUUGAAGUUUUACCACCGAUUAUACACCUGAUCAAGUUUAGAUCUACAGUGUUGCUGUCAUACAUCAUAUGUAAUGAUUGGCUACCCCUGCAUGUCAUACAUGACGAAGGUCUAGGGGAGGAUGUUGAUUUAGCAGAUUUCAAGAGAGGAAUCUCAUUCGGGAUCAGUGGGUUGGAAUUUGAUUACGUAAGACUGGAAGCAGAAUUUGAAACCCGUUUAAAACAAAUCCAAGCCAACACUAUAAGUGACUACAGCAGCGAGUAUGUGGAAGACUUUGACAAGCGGAACUCUGACCCACUUGGAGAAGUUGAAAUGUCAGAUGCUUCUAGUUUGGAGUCUGGUUUCAGUGGGUUUUCACUGUUCGAAGCAAGGGAAAACGCACAGACAGUAAAAAAGGUCUUGAACAUUGAAGGUAUAACCCUUCGUAAUCCACCGGGUAAUCGAAAUAAAUUACUCCUUUCGAUUCCUGAAGUGGAAGGAAGAGCUGACAUAUACUUAGUAUGGUGCGUGUUAUAUGCGCAUACAUUGGUGGAGAUGAUAGAGCCAAACGUUGAGAACACAUACACGAAAGAGGAAGUAAGAAAAGUUCGUGGGGUUUCGAAAAGGUUUGAGCUUGAUGUCGAAAUUGCUUCCUUAAGUGUUGUCGUAAGAUUACCACACGAUGUGGAUAUUCUUUUUGAGAUCGACAACCUCAAUCUACGAAAUUCCAUUACAUCACCUCAUUGCCAAAUAUGCUACUUAAGGCUCUACGUGGUUCACCCAACGACUAAGCUUUGGUCUCGUUUAGUCUCAGUCACAGAUGUCGACAUAAAUUUGGACCUGGUAACUCGAAGCUCGAUACUUCUCCAAUCACGGGCGCUAAGAUUUAACAUACCAUUCCAGUUUCUUGUGUACACUGUCAUUGACAAUGUGAUUACAUUCUUUAAAGCAGCCAGGCAGAUCUGGAUUAACUUCAAACACUUAUCAAAAGAUAUCAGUGAAUUUUCCAGAAUAGAGCCGGAAGCUAAAGAAGCGAUCAGAAUACCUCGCAUACAACUAAAGUCUAAAGUCAUGGGAAUAACUUUGGAAAGUGAUGAGUUUGAAACUCAGCUUUCACUCAUUCAACAGUUUGGCGCUGUAGAGAAUGUGGAGAGAAGAAGAAAAUUGGCAACAUUCGAGAAAAAAGCAAAGGCCCUUCGUUCCCGCCUCAAUUUAUCUCUUUCCAAUUCUCCUGUCGAGGACAAAAGAUUUGUGAAUAAAAAGGGCCAUAGACGGAAGCCAAAUGUUUUAGCUAAGGCACUUUUCAACACCACAAACGAAAGUGAACGGAAUAAAUCUACCAAAAAGACGUCAAAGUCAAGCGCACGAGAGGAGGUUUCUGGUAAUGAACCUGAAAACGAGGAUGACAAGUCAUCCAAAUCGCCAAGAGUAUCUAUUCUAAAGGAAGUCUUCAGUGGGUGUGAUCACAAGGCUUCUCACGCAAACAGUGCCGAAAGCUUAAGUAAAGCUGACUCAAGUGAUCCAGAAGUGCCUGCUCAUCACUCUUUGACGGAGCCUGAGGUGGAAUCAUUGAUUGCUGAUGCCUAUGAAAAAUUACUUCAAGACUUUUCGAGCUCGUGGGUGAACAAAUUCGAAAGAUUCAAAAGAUCAUAUGAUGAGUCUUGGAGGAGACGCUUGGAAGGUAUUUGGGGGUCAGACUGUGUCAACAAGCUUAUGAAGUGCAAAUUUGAUAUUCAAGAGUACUCACGUGGGCCCCCUCAAUUUCAAGGCAUUUUCAAAGAUCUCAACUUAAUUGUUGAUGAUCCACACUUGAACGAUGUUCAUGAGUUUUUGAGAACAUACGGCAAGAAUCAACCUCAUACUCAAUACUCUAUUUUGGUACCUGCCAGUAUUCAUUGGAGAAGUUCUUCAGUUUACUUGAGUUUGAGAGAUUAUGCGCUACCAUUUCUUUCUUUUCCAAGCAGCAGUGACCCGGAGUCUCAGGUCAUGGAUCUCAAGGGAACCUUGGUCAUCAAUGAAAAGUUGGUUCAAAUACCCGAAGAGCUCCGUCAUAUCUUUGUACCAUUUUCCCCAGCGACGAGAUCACAACGCGUCGCGGACAAUUUUUACUCUGUUAACGUCAUUAGAACACUUACUCCUGUGAAAGUGAUGUUUAAUUUAGAGUCGAACUUGACUACAGACAGAGCAUGUGUUGUCAGUUGGUGUAAGGCAUACCAGCCUGCUCUUCUGAGCGCUAUGAUGGCAUUUGAAAAUUUCACGAAACCUGAAAUCGAUGACAGUCCUUUGGGAUGGUGGGACAAAUUGGCAUUAAUAGCUCACGGAAAGAUCAAGUUCAACAUCAAGCAUGAGCUUUGUUUACACAUGAAGAGUUCUAUUUCACCCUACUCGCUUAUUGGAAGCAGCUCUGGGCUUGUGUUUUGCUGGAAAGACAAUGUGCUGUUACGGAUCAACGAGACAGGUAAGCAUUCCGAGCUUGUAUUACUUGAGAGUGAUGAUUUCAUAUUGGGAAUUCCUAAUUAUUCUGCGACUGAAGGACAAGCUUGGAGUCUCUUGAAUGCGAAUGCAGAUGAUACUAAGACUGAUGGUGACUCUGAAACAGGAAAAUUUCAGAAGCGUAUUAUGAAACUCACAUCAGAUGAAAAAGUCAAAUGGUCAGCUGGAUUCUUAUUCGAACGAAAUAAAAAGAAAGAUGCAAAAGAACUUGGGGCUGAUAUGGAGCGCACAAAUAUUUUCAAGCCACAUUAUGACGUCACGGUAACCGGACCUCAAUAUGAAUUCCACCCGGACUCUUACGAAGAAUUCAGGUCUGAUUACACUCACCUAUCCAUCAAUGUCAACUCAUCCUCCAAAAAAGGAAAUUCUCACAAUUUUGCGUACUUCACCCCUUUGACGCUAGAAUACAUUAAAAUAUGGUGGAAGACUUUGAAUGACAACGUUUCACUUCCCAUACGUGAAGGCAAGCUCUUUGCAAAACUGGCUUUCAAAGAAUCAUCCGUUAAGUUUGGCCCUCACCUAUUCACUCUCAAAUAUCAAAUCGUGCUUGAGCCCUUGACAAUCUCUCACAUCUAUCUUUCGAGUGGGGGCAAGGAAACAAAUCACAAUGUUGUCGCUUAUGGUGUAAAGGGAAAAGCAUCGAAAUGCACUAUUGAUCUUCACCAACGCCGUGAGAUUGCGAGAUAUGUAAAUGAGAAAUUGGGGAUUGACAAAAAAAUUAGAAAGUUGAAAAUGAACUUGGGGGAAGUUGAAGUUCGGGAAGCUGAUUUGAGGUUGAUCUUUGCCCAAUUUAAUGACAUAUCGAUGGCGGGUAAACUUUUGUCUUUCUAUUCCGGAGAGACGAGUCAUGCGGUUGACCUUGACACAUAUGAGAGCGAGGUCAAAGAGCAUAACGCAAAAAAUAAGCAUUUUCGAUAUGGUAUGGCCGGAAAGGAAGAGAACUCGUGGAUCGACUACGACGAUUUCAUUGAAAUGGAAGAGCACGAGAUUCUCUCGCCAGAUACUGAUGUCAAAAUCAUUCCGUUUUUCAGCACGCCCAGAUUCACGUACUUUAGAGAGUUCACACUUGAGCAUCCAGAAGGUCUCCAUCCGUUUGGUCACGAGCCUUCUCACAAAUGUUUAAUAGGCAUCAAUUCACCCAACGAAGUUCAAGCCCAGCUUGUUGAAUUGAGGUCGACAGAGGUGAAUUUCAAACUAAACGAGUACAUCAAGAAGGCAAAAGAGCUUGCACAUAGCCAUGAUCCCGCUGAUGAGAAAGAAAGACAAAGACUUGAACGUGAAAUCGCUUACUGGAAAAACAAAGUUCACAACUUGCAUAAUCUCCGUGACAAGUUUGUUCACGACUCCGAAGAACCAAGCGGCUUUGAUAUUACAAAACUAAAUUCGAGAAUGACAUCUGGAAGUGGUAGUGUGAACGAGUUAAGGCCGCAGAUUUCACAGGCUCUUCUGAUGUACUCGACUAUUAGCUCACUAGAACAAGCUCGAGAAGUUAUCAACGCCAACUCCCUCCUCAGUGAUUACCACAACCGUUUUCUCAUUCAUAACUUGAAACUUAUCUGGAAUAAUCAAGUGAGAGAUAUCUUCACAUCGUUUCUUUAUGUUGUUAGCCACCGAGAAACGGAAGCAUUGGCAAUGUCACGGAAGGCUUUAGAUUUAAUGGACAGGCUUUUGAAGAGCUCUGAGCCGAACAAGAGAGAGCAAGUGAGUGAGCCGUCUUUUGUCUCACAGAAUGAAUUUACAUGCGGAAAUGACGUCAUUGAGGCUUUUGAAGAAUACAUGACUAGCUUGGAGUGUGAUACUGAAGAGAUCGAAUCCAAGUACCUUGUUAAGUUUAUCAAGCCACAAAUUCAUCUAAGAAGUGACUCCAAUCCAAAAGCAAAUGUUCUUAUGGCAUCUAAAGACAUCGAGCUUCGUGUUUUUUGUGUUAAUCAUGAAGGAACCGACGACAUCAUCACUGAUUCCGAAGAAAACAUAUCCCUUUUGGAAACCAGAUAUGGAGUCCUCUGCAGAGAUUCUGUUGUUUUGUCAUUCCAAGAAGAAGACUUUCCUUUUAAGACAAAAGACCCAUAUGGGUCUGGCAAUAAAAGGCAUGUCUGGCCGUUUUGGCUAAAUCUUGAAGACAACGGUGAUCUUGAGCAAUAUAAGAAAAAUCUCGUGAUUGAGAAAACGACCAUAGCGUUUUCGUUGAAGAAGCCCAACAUGCUUGCAAUGGUGCCCUGUAAAGGUCAUUCUCGAAAAGGUGAAGUCGUUGUUCACAUGGCCAAACUAGUUUUGAACGCCACAUCAAAGCAGUAUUGCGCAUUCUACUUCAUCUUGACUGACUUGCUUAUCCACGGAAAUGAAAAAAAUUACUUCCUUCAAAGAAUCGAGCAAAUUUCUUCAGUGUCAGAGGCUUCGGACAUCGCAAAUCUUGCUGAUAAGUUGAAGCUACUCCAAAACAAUAUCAGAAUUUGCCGAUUUUUGAUUUUAAAAAUGAAUGAAAACAGUUUGAAGCUCUCUCAUCAGAAGAGGAGACAACACGGUCAUCUCAAACUAGAAUUGUGCCGAAUGAAAAUUGAGCUUUGGAUCAUCAUUAAAAGCUUGGAAGUCAAGGGUUCAAGUUAUAGGGAUCUGAAAGCGAUGAGUAAAACAUGGGCAGUCCAUGUCGAUCAGCUCAUCUUUCACAUUCUCACUGACGCCCGGGAGCCAAUGAUCGAUUUUGCGUUGGCCACAUCAAGCUUCACAAGGUCUGAAGAGGCUGAUGGAUCGAACGCAAACUCGGUGGAAAUAUCCUUAAUGCAGGGAUUCAAUUUACAGAAAGACGUUGUGUAUCCUGAGCUUCUUAAACCGUACAGGAAGAAAAAGAACGAAGAAGGCAAAGAGGAUACAUACGUCCCGAGCAAGCCUAUGGUCUCAAUGUCCUGGAAAAUGCUCAAUCCUGUCGGCGGUAUACGUGUUAUGAACAACGCCAACUUAUCAGUUCAGCCCAUGCAAGUCCAACUCGACUAUGAUACGUCCACAAAACUAUUCAAUUACUUGUUUCCAAAGAAUGAAGAAAAGAUUGACAACUACAAGAGGAACAAUCAAAAUAAAACAAACAAUGGUUUUGCAAGCACCUCCGAAGGUGAUGAAGGAUAUGACAGCGCCGAAAGUCCCACUACACUUAGUUCUCCCUCGAGAGCCUUCAAAAAUUUAUGGGAACACAGCAAACUUAGUAAAAGCGAGUCCUCGUCCAUUUUCACCCGGAGCUCUCCUUCAAGAGACACCUUUAGUGGUGAAAGUGUAUCUGUUUCUUCUAACGAUGCUCAUCUGAGUCGACGCCGAUCUACAAAUGAAAAAGGUAUUCACAGAACAUCUUCCAAAAAGCAGGCCAGCAUUCCCGAUGACAUUACAGUCAUCAUGAAUAGAUCGGCGCAGUACUUUGUGGUGGGAGACUUCAAAGUGAACAAAACUAAGUUGUGUAUCAGUUUCAAAGCCCCAAAGCAUUUGAACAUUAUAGAUGUACACAACCUUGAGUUUUCUUUACCGUCAAUUCACUACAGAGACAAGACGUGGACCAGCAAUGACUUCAUUUUACAGUUCAAGAAGGAUGUGGUCAAAAUAUUUUUGAGCAACACAGGAAAGAUUAUUGGCAACAAAUUUAAGAUUAAGAAGAGACAGAGGGUAUCCACACCACUAAGACAAAUUAUGGACUUUUCAAAGUAUAUGUCAUUGGAGGAUUUGCAAGACGAAGGUCGAGCGCGAGGCUCCAUAAGCAUUUUUGCAGACAAGAGCGAAGAAGCGCCAGACUCUGUGCUGCCUCAGAAUACUCAUGGUUCUCACAAUCUCUCUUCAAACAAUCUGGUAAACAAGACAAUUGAAGGUGUUUUAGGAAGCGUUAGGGAAAGCGAAGAGACAGAAUCCGAGGCUGAGAAGAGCUAGAUUAUAAGAUCUCACUGAUGUCGUGUUUGCUUUAGCACAGUUGGAGGGUCUCGGAGAAAUUUCUCUGAUGCCAGGGGUCGGAAAAUAAUGGAGACAAUAUUUGUGUUUACAGUUUCGGCUCAUGUCGCCUUCUGAAUACUCGCUUCAACACAUAUGUUAGUGAAUUGAGCAUUUUCCCGAAAUUCUUUCUCACGCUUUCGCUAGAAUUAUCAACGCACACCAUAAGAGAACAGAAUCAACGCGUGAACGCACAACUCGCGGUGCACGGCAUUUAACCGAUUCAACGGGGAAGAAGACUGUGUGCACACGCCUAGUACAUAAUUGUCUAAAUAAGAG
This is a messenger RNA of Metschnikowia bicuspidata var. bicuspidata NRRL YB-4993, 8723 nucleotides long. RefSeq lists its product as uncharacterized. NCBI's taxonomy places the organism in Eukaryota, Fungi, Ascomycota, Pichiomycetes, Serinales, Metschnikowiaceae. The transcript has a single exon. The coding region runs from base 234 to 8387 and encodes 2717 amino acids. The record is from RefSeq and is a predicted model, not a curated record.